Juglans microcarpa x Juglans regia is the source of this 1626-nucleotide messenger RNA. RefSeq names its product 26S proteasome regulatory subunit 4 homolog B-like. The record is from RefSeq and is a predicted model, not a curated record. Bases 6 to 1463 code for a protein of 485 amino acids. Gene Ontology annotation, cellular component: proteasome regulatory particle, base subcomplex. Gene Ontology annotation, molecular function: ATP binding; ATP hydrolysis activity; proteasome-activating activity. Lineage: Eukaryota; Viridiplantae; Streptophyta; Magnoliopsida; Fagales; Juglandaceae. The transcript has 6 exons. Gene Ontology annotation, biological process: proteasome-mediated ubiquitin-dependent protein catabolic process.
AAUAUAUGUGUGCAUGUGAACUUGCGGAAGAUCUCAAACGUCCAUACCAACGAAAAACUCUUACUUCUCUCCCAAGUCCCAAGCUCUCUUUCUCACUCUCUCUAUCGCCCUCGGAGAAGGAAAGCAUGGGUCAGGGAACUCCGGGCGGUUUGAACCGAGGUCUACCCGGAGAUCGAAAGGCCAACGGCUCCGACAAGAAGGAGAAGAAAUUCGAGCCCGCGGCCCCGCCGGCUCGAGUCGGUCGCAAGCAGCGGAAGCAGAAGGGCCCCGAGGCGGCGGCUAGGCUCCCGACCGUGACGCCAUUGACCAAGUGCAAGCUCCGGCUCCUCAAGCUGGAGCGCGUGAAGGACUAUCUCCUCAUGGAGGAAGAGUUCGUGACGAACCAGGAGCGGCUCAAGCCGCAGGAGGAGAAAGCCGAGGAGGACAGAUCCAAGGUAGACGAUCUCAGGGGGUCGCCGAUGAGCGUUGGGAACCUGGAGGAGCUCAUCGAUGAGAACCACGCGAUUGUGUCGUCCUCGGUGGGGCCUGAAUAUUACGUGGGGAUCUUGUCUUUCGUGGACAAGGAUCAACUCGAGCCUGGCUGCGCCAUCUUGAUGCAUAAUAAGGUUCUCUCUGUUGUUGGGCUUCUUCAAGAUGAAGUUGAUCCAAUGGUGUCUGUAAUGAAGGUUGAGAAGGCUCCUCUAGAAUCAUAUGCUGACAUUGGUGGCCUAGAUGCCCAGAUACAGGAGAUUAAAGAGGCAGUUGAACUCCCUUUAACGCAUCCUGAAUUAUACGAAGACAUUGGUAUCAAGCCUCCUAAGGGGGUCAUAUUGUAUGGGGAACCUGGAACGGGCAAGACUUUGCUUGCAAAGGCGGUAGCAAACUCAACAUCGGCAACUUUCUUGCGUGUUGUUGGCAGUGAAUUGAUUCAAAAAUACUUGGGUGAUGGCCCAAAAUUAGUGAGGGAACUCUUCAGAGUAGCUGAUGACCUCUCACCUUCAAUUGUUUUCAUUGAUGAAAUUGAUGCAGUCGGUACAAAGAGGUAUGAUGCCCACUCAGGUGGAGAACGUGAAAUUCAAAGGACUAUGCUGGAAUUGCUGAACCAGUUGGAUGGUUUUGAUUCAAGAGGAGAUGUCAAAGUGAUUCUUGCUACAAACAGGAUUGAAAGUCUUGACCCAGCUUUGCUUCGGCCCGGCCGAAUAGAUAGAAAGAUUGAGUUCCCUCUUCCUGAUAUCAAGACAAGGAGGCGCAUUUUCCAGAUACACACAUCAAGGAUGACAUUGGCUGAUGAUGUCAACUUAGAGGAAUUUGUUAUGACUAAGGAUGAAUUUUCUGGAGCUGAUAUAAAGGCAAUUUGCACUGAAGCUGGCUUGCUUGCUUUAAGAGAACGCCGUAUGAAGGUAACACAUGUGGACUUCAAGAAGGCAAAGGAGAAGGUGAUGUUCAAGAAGAAAGAAGGGGUGCCGGAGGGACUUUAUAUGUGAAGAUAUAAUCCCUCACACGUACUUCACUGUAGAAUCUGUGUCUGCGUUUUGGAUUUGGAACUUAUUUUAUUUAUAAUCUUGUUGUUUGAGUUCUAAGAUUAUUCAUUCACUCAGACAAUUGCAAUCCUUUGUUGAAAGAAGGUGGUUCUCAUUUUAAUGUUUA